Molecule: messenger RNA, 993 nt
Organism: Colletotrichum karsti
Lineage: Eukaryota; Fungi; Ascomycota; Sordariomycetes; Glomerellales; Glomerellaceae
Exons: 3
Coding region: 1-993 (330 amino acids)
Molecular function (GO): dioxygenase activity
Source: RefSeq, a predicted model, not a curated record
AUGGCUGAUAAAGGUGCUACUCUCGACAUGUCGCUGUUCUUCGGGACACCCGAAGAAAAGCAAUACUUCUGCACAGAGCUCCUUCGUCUACUGAAGUUGAGGGGUGGUGUCAAAAUUCAGAACCACAGCAUUCCCGACGAAGACAUUCACAAGCUGUUCGACAUGAGUCGCAAGUUCUUCGCACUUCCCCUUGACACCAAGAUGAUAGCCAAGCACCCUCCCCAAGCCAACCCCAACCGCGGAUACAGCUUCGUCGGCCAGGAGAAUGUUGGAAACAUUAGCGGCUACGAAAAGGGCCUUGGCCCGAACAAGACUCGUGAUAUCAAGGAAACCCUCGACAUGGGCAGCGCUCAAGAUGAUCUUGUCGACAACCUCUGGGUUCCUGAUGACAGUCUUCCCGGUUUCCGUAGCUUCAUGGAAUAUUUCUACGAGAAAGCAUUCAAGACGGAGAUGCAGCUACUAUCUGCACUCGCCAUUGCCCUCGGCAUCUCUGAGGACCACAUCAAGGCGCUCCACAACCGCGCCGAGAAUGAGUUCCGCUUGCUCCACUACCCGGCCAUUCCGGCUUCGGACCUUGCGGACGGCACCGCCACUCGCAUCGCCGAACAUACCGACUUUGGCACCAUCACUAUGCUCUUCCAGGACUCUGUUGGAGGUCUCCAGGUCGAGGACCAGACCCAGCCAGGCGAAUUCCGAAGUGUCGAAUCGUCCGCUCCAACGGACAUCAUUCUCAACAUUGGCGACUCUCUUCAGCGUCUCACCAACGACACCUUCCGGGCGGCGUGUCAUAGGGUGACGUACCCGCCUGCGAUCAAGGCCGGAGACAACGUCGAGAUUCCUGAGAGAUACUCGAUCGCGUACUUUGUGAAGCCGAACCGCCAUGCUUCCCUACUUCCUUUGAAGGAGUUUAUCACCGAUGCUACGCCUUGCCGAUACGAAGACGUCACCGCUUGGGAAUGGAACAAUCGUAGGAUCACCAAGUUGUUUACCUAA